Molecule: messenger RNA, 1242 nt
Organism: Mizuhopecten yessoensis (Yesso scallop)
Lineage: Eukaryota; Metazoa; Mollusca; Bivalvia; Pectinida; Pectinidae
Product: alpha-1A adrenergic receptor-like
Exons: 2
Coding region: 1-1242 (413 amino acids)
Biological process (GO): phospholipase C-activating G protein-coupled receptor signaling pathway; cell-cell signaling; positive regulation of cytosolic calcium ion concentration
Cellular component (GO): membrane
Molecular function (GO): alpha1-adrenergic receptor activity
Source: RefSeq, a predicted model, not a curated record
AUGUGCAACGUAUCAGACACGACGACCAGCGUGCCCCCUGAGGACACGGCCAUUAACAAAACAGCGGAUAAUUUCGAUUUAAUUGUUUUAAUACCUGGGAGUAUUUUUCUUUUAAUUGAUAUAAUAAUUGUUGGCGGAAAUGUACUUGUUUUAAUGGCCGUUCAUUGGCACCCAAAACUAAAGAAAAGCGUCACAACGUACUUUGUUAUCAAUCUAGCGUUCGCUGAUUUAUUGCUUGGGAUAGUGGUACUGCCGUUUUCGGCAAUUCUGGAUGUUCUUGAUUCCUGGCCCUUUGGUAAAAUACUUUGCAUAAUAUGGGCCCGUUUGGACGUGUUCUGUUGUACGUUGUCAAACUUGACACUCUGUGUGAUAAGUGUGGACCGAUAUAUUGGCGUCACCAGGCCCCUUCGUUACACCGUCAUUAUGACGCGACGAAAAGUCAUCUUAUUAAUUGUGGCCGUUUGGAUCUGCUCGGUCGCGAUGACAGUCCCACCUUUGUUCGGGUGGGGGACAUCUGCGCCCCCUAAUCCUUCAAUAUGUUUCCAUAAUAUGGAUCCCGGUUAUGUAUUUUUCAGUGCGUUUGGUCUGUUUUUCUUACCAACAAUCAUCAUGAGUUGUUUGUAUUUACGCAUUUUUCAAAUAGUUAAAAGGAAUUUACGAGCGAUGAAAUCUGGAGUAAAAUCUAUGGGUAGUGGUUCGAAUGACAUCAAUUUACGUAUACACAGAGCGAGACCAAAACGUAUACAUAAUGUAUCGGAAGGAAGAAACAAUAGAAGUUUCAUAAGUAACGGUUCGGAUGAUUCCGGAAGUGACAUCAGCGUUAUUACGGAUGUGUCAAACACAACGGCACACAUUUAUGCCAUUGCAGCAACGAAAACAAACGAAACAGACGUGGAUAUUCAUAUGUCCCCGGUUCACUGUGAUAUAUCAAGGAAUAAGAAUGAAGCGGUGUCUUCCAUGAAGAAAAGAAUUGCUUGUUUUAAACAGGAGAACAAAGCAGCGAUAACUCUUGGACGUGUAGUUGGCGCUUUUAUCGUAUGUUGGCUCCCGUUCUUCGUUUAUCUCCCUUUGGAUGCCGCUACCGAUGUGGAAUUUCCCGACAUUGUCAGGGAAGGGACAUUCUGGUUGGGUUACGUCAACUCUGCUAUCAACCCAUUUAUAUACGCUUACUCCAGCCUGGAAUUCCGGAAAGCAUUUGCAAGAAUUCUUAAAUGUCGACUGAAAAGGAAGGCGUAUUAUUGA